AUACAAAAUAAGUGCUUGCAACCUGCGUCCGCCUCAUUUCGGUGAUCCACCAGCACAUCUCGACACAGCUUUGAGCGUGCCGCAUUCUUCUUCGUUUGCUUUGUUUCCCGUUAGCAGGUGGGACACGCGUGCAACUGCAACACCACCAUCAACAGCAACUAGAACGACCAGACGCCCUUGGCUUUCGCAGCAACAACCAUGUCACGGCAUCAAGCAUUCCGCAAUUACGACUACGAGAAUGACCUCGACGAAUAUGAAGGAGGUCUCGAGGAGGAGGAGGAGGAGCUGUCCCAAGAAGAUCGUGAUCAAAUGGCUGCCUCGACCACCCAAGUAAAGGAGAUUAUGGGCCCCCAGGCCGCUUUCUUAACGACAGCCCAGAUUCAAGAAGCACUGUGGCACUACUACUACGAUGUCGAAAAGUCGGUCGCCUACCUAACGAAAACGUUCAUCGAUCCCCCAAAGAAGAAGAAAACCACGGAGCCGAGUCCAGAUGAUGUCGUGCUAAAGGCACAGUCCAAAGCCAGCAACAAAAAGCUAGCCGCCACAUCGGCGAAGAAGAAGGAAAACGCGGAGGGCGCAGCGGAUGGACUCAAGACACUCAAGGUAGAUGAUACACCACUGCCGAAAUCGAAGAACCUCGAUGUGCUGGGUGAAUAUGAGAAGAGCAAAGCGAAAAAGAGUGCCAGUUUCGUGGUUGUAGGCCACGUCGAUGCCGGCAAAAGCACAUUGAUGGGACGACUACUACUAGAUCUGAAUGUCGUUGACCAGCGAACAAUCGACAAAUAUCGCAAAGAAGCGGAGAGCAUGGGCAAGUCAUCCUUUGCCCUAGCGUGGGUCCUGGAUCAGCGUACGGAAGAGCGCUCGCGAGGUGUCACAAUCGACAUUGCCACCAACAAGUUCGAGACCGAGAAGACAUCCUUCACGAUUCUUGACGCCCCUGGACAUCGGGAUUUCAUCCCCAAUAUGAUCGCCGGAGCCAGUCAAGCCGACUUUGCCAUACUGGUCGUGGACGCGUCUACAGGAGCGUUCGAAGCUGGCCUGAAAGGCCAGACGAGGGAACAUGCUCUUCUUCUUCGCAGCAUGGGAGUCAGCCGAAUCAUUGUCGCGGUCAACAAGCUUGAUACCGUUGGGUGGUCACAAGAGCGGUUUGACGAGAUUUCGCAGCAGGUGUCUGGAUUUCUCUCGGGUAGCGGUUUCCAGCUGAAAAACGUCAGCUUUGUCCCAGUCUCGGGACUUCAAGGAGAUAACAUGGUCCGCCGAUCAACCGACCCAGCAGCGGACUGGUACAAAGGCGACACACUGAUCGAGGAACUUGAGAACUCCGAGCCCAUGGCACGGGCCCUCGAGAAGCCGCUACGAAUGACGAUUUCAGAAGUUUUCCGCACGACACAGAGCCCAGUUAGCAUCUCCGGCAGGCUCGACGCCGGAUCUGUCCAAGCCGGCGAUGCGGCCCUCAUUCAACCCAGUGGCGAGAAGGCCUACAUCAAGUCCCUCGAGCUCGACGGCGAGCCUGUGGACUGGGCCGUGGCGGGCCAGAAUGUGGUUCUUCAUCUCACACAUGUCGAUCCCAUCCACGUGCGGGUGGGCGACAUUGUGUGUGACACGAAGCAGCCGAUCGCUUGCGUGGACAGCUUCACCAUCAAGGUGCUCGCCUUCGACAUCCUCAUGCCCAUGCAGAUCGACGUGCACCGCGGCCGCCUGCACGCAGCAGGCCAGAUAGCGCAAAUCUCCGCGCUGCUCGACAAGGCCAAGGGCACCGUGCUCAAAAACCGGCCCAAGAUUGUCAAGCCUGGCAGCGUCGCGAGGGUUGUGGUCAAGCUGGCCUCCAAGGUUCCCCUCGAGGCCGGCCAACGCGUCAUCCUGCGCAGUAACGGCAGCACGGUUGCCGCAGGGCUCCUAGACUGAUUGGGGCUCAAAAGAGAGAGCCUUUCUUGCGGUGGGAAACAAACUUUCAGGGGCAUUUACGUUUUCGAUCAUGGCACAGUCAUAUGAACAUAGAUAAUAAUGGUUGCGAGCGAAUACUAGCGAAACAGUUGCGGCAAGUGAUAGAG
Molecule: messenger RNA, 2051 nt
Organism: Microdochium trichocladiopsis
Lineage: Eukaryota; Fungi; Ascomycota; Sordariomycetes; Xylariales; Microdochiaceae
Product: P-loop containing nucleoside triphosphate hydrolase protein
Exons: 5
Coding region: 199-1905 (568 amino acids)
Biological process (GO): translation
Molecular function (GO): GTP binding; GTPase activity
Source: RefSeq, a predicted model, not a curated record